Molecule: messenger RNA, 1395 nt
Organism: Thermothelomyces thermophilus ATCC 42464
Lineage: Eukaryota; Fungi; Ascomycota; Sordariomycetes; Sordariales; Chaetomiaceae
Exons: 3
Coding region: 101-1270 (389 amino acids)
Source: RefSeq, a predicted model, not a curated record
AGUAAAGCCACUACACAGUAGGGAAUAAGAGAGCCUCAAAAAAAGUCGAUUGAAAUCCCAAACCGAGACGUAAUUAUACGUACAUUACCAUCGUUGGAAAAUGACAUCUCUCACUGUCCUGCUGUUGUUCUUUGUGUCACUGACUGUGGCAACAAUUGCUGGUCGCCUUCGGCGACUUCUUCCUCGUCAACGACCGAUAUCUUCUUCGCGUGCGGGCAGCCGGGAUGUUGUUGAGGUGAUGGGAUCAAGCUCGGCCAAAGAUGGAGCGGGACGAGAAGAGAGCAAGGCGUCUGUCCGCUGGGAGCCGAGAAUCGAACCCCUGGACGACUUCGUCUGGGACGCCACACCGCCGUUGAAGCUGAGGCCGAUCAAGCCAACGUAUCAUAUCACAAUGGCACUUCAGAACAGCACCCCUGCCGAUCUCAUCGUCAUGGACAGAAACUACCACGACCGAGUAAUGUCACGCCGCAAGCUCAUAGAUGAGCGCCAGUCCGCGGUAAUGGGUGCUAUUCCAUCCGGCUACACAGCAGUUCGGGAACUGUACUCGUACCUCCUCGGCACCUACCUACCACGUCGCUACCCAACCAUGUUCAGCCUCGUCCGCCCCUCUUCCGGCCCGUCCGAGGUUGUCUUCCGUAACAAAGUCACAGGCCGAAGCCUACCCCUGGUUCCUCCGCCUUCUGAAGCAUCCACGAUGCUCCGAGCUCUGGGGGAGACGGUCGAAGACGACAUGUUCUUGCUCCUGCGCGAACCAGACGGCGGCGAGCACAGGGCCGUGGCGUUCGUCUGCUGUCACCCGUCCGGGUUUGAUCCGUCCGAGAAGCUGGGGAAGCGGCUGGCCGAGAUUCACUCUCCAGUGCCCGCGUAUUCGAAGAUUGGAGCGAGUAUGGAGAGGUACUUUGCCCGGUUGGAGGUGGGCAAGAGCGUAAAGAGAAUGAACUGGGCCGUCCAAACUCAUCCAAACCUUUACGCACCGAGCGGAAACCACGUUCAUGUGGGCGAGGACGUCAAGGAAGAUGAAGAGAUCGACGUCGAGAAGGCUAGGUUCCGGGUGGAGCUGCAAACUCUGACCCGGUUGCCCGAGACGCAGGCGAUACUGUUCAGCUUCAAGACGUAUCUGUAUACCCUCGACGAGAUCAAAGCUGACGGACUCGGGCCGCAGCUGGCCGACGCCAUCGAAGGGUUGAAAACUGGCAAUGCCCCGGGCAUGUGGGUGUACAAAGGGUGUGUUAGAUGGGGGAAGGCCGUGUGUGCGUACCUGAGGACUUAAAGAGUGGUAUAUUAUGGUACAAAUUAUAAGAGGACCAAAGAACAAGUUGGAAUUCGUUCAUCUCGUCGGUGACGACCAGGGCGAAACCUCUUGGUAACAUUCGGGUAUUUCUGAGAGGAUGUGAC